Messenger RNA from Phoenix dactylifera (date palm), 1438 nucleotides. RefSeq lists its product as uncharacterized. Gene Ontology annotation, cellular component: chloroplast. The record is from RefSeq and is a predicted model, not a curated record. Lineage: Eukaryota; Viridiplantae; Streptophyta; Magnoliopsida; Arecales; Arecaceae.
GGCAAACAGAAAAGAGGCGUUAACCAUGGUGGCGAUCUCUCUCUACCGCGGGAACCUCCACCGGGUUCCCGAUGUCCCCCGGCGGUGGCCCAUGCCGCCGCCGGCCAUAUCCCUCCGCCACUUCAAGGUUCUCAUGCGCAAGCGAUCUCUAGCCCUCUCUCGCCUCGGCGCCUCCUCCUCCUCGUCCUCCGCCGCCGCCACCCUGGUUGGAACUCUAGACGCGAAGGAGGAGGAGAAGGGAAAGCAAGAAGCCGCAGGCCACAAUGGCGGCGCUAAACCCGACUCCCCGAAGGCGGAGAUUGCUUCCAAUCUCAAUUCCCAGACGUGGAAUUCCGAGCAAAAGAAGGGGGAGGAUAUGGAAGAGGGCAAGCCGUUGCACGAAUCCCAAGGACCCAAUGCUCCCGCCUCAAAUCCUCCUGUCGGCACCUCUGCCACAUCCGAGGAAGUUCGUGGUUCCGAGCUUGGCAAAGGUGGGACGGCUGAUGCGAAGUUGGAGGUGAGCGACAAUCUGAAUACUGCUGGUGACAAAAGGGAAAGGAAAAGAGAGUUGGAGAAGAAGUUGCAAGUCUUGAAUGAGAAGAAACACCAUCUUGUGCAAAUGCUGAAGCAGAUUUUAAAUGCUGAAGAAGAAAUAAAAAGACGAAAUGCGCAGCCAUAUGUUAUGCGUGCUUCUAUUCCUCCACAAGCAGAAACUUUAGUUGACAUGGGUUCUGUUACCAGACAGGUUCCCAAGAUUAGCGUGGAUGUAAAUUUCAGUGGUGAUUUAGGUGGGGAAUCAGAUCUUGCUGCUAACCACAAUACUCAAGCGUGUCAGUUGAAUCACUUGCAUGGCACAUCUCCAUCUGCAGUAUCUUUUUCCAGAAAUCCAUUUGGCUCUUUACAACAUAACACAGUCCAUUCCCCUAGGCCGAGUUUGGCAGCUGUUGGCCAUGGGCAAACGACAUCCAAUGCAUUGAUGGGUACUGCCAUUGCUAGUCCUUCCCGCUUUGCUCCUGCUGGUCACCAGGGCCAUUCUAUGGGUCUUCCACCUGUCUCAUUACCUGGCACCAAUUACAUGGCAUUGUCACCAUCGCCAGCAGCAUCUGGAGCGCAUCUCUGUUCUUGUGAAAAGAUCGAGGUCCUAUAUGCCAAAGAGACUGAGAUUCUUCAGGCCGUGUUACGAAUUUAGAACAAACAGAUGAAUCCAGAAAAAAAUCCAACUAGCACUUGUGGAUUUCGCUGUCUAUGAUCAUGCCAGUCUCUUGUCCAGUGUUGUAGCUUCUCCUUAAUGCAUGGGAUGUCCAGUGUAAAUAAUUUUUUCAGCUGUCUAAGUCAAAAUAUUCUCCGAAUCAUCAUCGAAAGGCUUUGGGGUUUCAUUUUGUCCAUCGACUUUGACCUCUCUAGUUUCUGUACAUCAAACUUUGUUGUAACUCUUCCAUCUAUAAUCUUUCAAACUGUA